Messenger RNA from Impatiens glandulifera, 2247 nucleotides. Its product is annotated as long-chain-alcohol oxidase FAO1-like. The transcript has 3 exons. Gene Ontology annotation, molecular function: flavin adenine dinucleotide binding; long-chain-alcohol oxidase activity. The coding region runs from base 1 to 2247 and encodes 748 amino acids. The record is from RefSeq and is a predicted model, not a curated record. Lineage: Eukaryota; Viridiplantae; Streptophyta; Magnoliopsida; Ericales; Balsaminaceae.
AUGGAGAGAGAUUGUCAUCCAUUACUGAGGGGAGGAAGAAGGAGAGAAAGCAAGUACAGUCAUGGAUUAUCUUCAGUCGAAAUGGAUACUCUGGCCAGUAUAUGUGAAACCUUCAUACAACCCGUUUCAUUGAUCAAUUCUGAUCAAUCUUCAAAUAACAAUAUCAAUCAAUUUCUCAUGGCUUCUGGUUCUCAGAAUCCAAUUCCUGAUGAGGUGGCGGAGAUGGUGAAGAAAAGGGUGGGGGAAGCAAUGAUAUUGCUAAGAUUUGUUUUGAGAAUCCUUUCAACAAAGCUUGGAACUUUAUUCAUCUCGGGGACAGAUUGUCUUUCUACCAAAUGGGCAUGGCCAAAUGUCUUCUCUCAAAUGCCUUUAGCCGCUAGGGAGAAAGUCAUCCAUAAAUGGAUGAACAAUACAUUGUUUUUCAUUCCAAUCAGGCUCGCUUUCGUUCUCAUCAAAUUCAUGCUCCUUUAUAUCUUCUAUUCUCGAGUAAAUGAUCAUAACUUCGACAAUCCUUCAUGGGCAGCCAUGGGAUAUCAUGUCGACAGGUCAAGAAAGCAAACCAUGGAUCAUCACGACAGGAGGCGGCCUUUACAAAAGGGAAUAGUUGAAAAUGAUGAUACCCUCAUAGCAUCCCUAAUCCAGAAAGGCCUUAAAAUCACUCAUGAUGAUGAUUCUAACAACGUUAAGAUAUCAUGCGACGUGGUGAUUGUGGGAUCUGGCUGCGGUGGAGGUGUCGCGGCGGCGGUGCUGGCAAAGUCGGGACUGAAAGUGGUUGUUAUUGAGAAAGGGAAUUACUUCCAUGGAGAUGAUUAUUCGUCUUUAGAAGGACCUUCGCUUGAACAAUUAUAUGAAAAAGGUGGCAUGCUUCAAACACUAGACGGGAAGAUUAUGAUAGUUGCUGGAUCGACAGUAGGAGGCGGCUCAGCUAUUAACUGGUCGGCGUCUAUCAAAACUCCGGAAUUUGUUCUACGAGAAUGGGCAGAGGAAAGGAAUGUUCCAUUUUACAAAACCGAUGAGUACGCGAUCGCGAUGGAAAAAGUAUGCGAGAGAAUUGACGUCACAACCACCCAGAAAUGCCAUCGCGAAGGGUUCCAAAACCAAGUCCUUCGUAAGGGCUGCGAAAAGCUAGGACUAAAAGCAGAAUUCGUCCCCAGAAACUCAUCUGAGGAUCAUAACUGCAGCUUCUGUUGCUACGGUUGCAGGACCGGAGAGAAACGCGGCACAGACACGACUUGGUUGGUGGACGCGGUCGAAAACGGCGCAGUUAUCAUAACCGGAUACAAAGCCAUUAAAUUUUUACUAAUCAAGAACACCAAUAACAGUAGUUUGAGAAAACACAAGUGCGUUGGAGUCAUCGCCCAAACCUUAAACCCUACAAAAAGAAAAACCCAAAUCAAGAUCGAGGCCAGAGCGACGAUUUCCGCAUGUGGGUCACUUCUGACGCCGCCUCUGUUGCUAGCGAGUGGUUUGAAAAACAAACAUAUUGGGCGAAACCUGCAUCUCCACCCGGUUCUAAUGGCGUGGGGAUACUUCCCGGAAUCAAAAAACCCUGAUCUGACCGGAAAAAACUACGAGGGAGGAAUAAUCACUUCCUUAAACAAGGUAAUGUCCGACGAAGAUGAAACGAACGUGAGAGCCAUCGUGGAGUCACCGAUAAUGGGUCCGGGUCAAUUCGCGGCCUUAACGCCAUGGGAAUCCGGGAUGGAUUUAAAGAAGAGACUGAUGAAGUAUUCAAGAACAUGCCAUUUGUUUUCUCUCAUACGAGACAGGGGUUCGGGCGAGGUUAGGAAGGAGGGACAGAUACGUUACGAAUUCGAUCCGAUUGACAGGGAGAAUAUGAAAGCAGGGUUGAGACAGGUUUUGAGGAUCUUGAUAGCUGCCGGUGCGGUUGAGGUGGGAACGCAACAGAGCGAUGGAUUGAGGAUGAAAUGCGGCGAGGGAGGAGAUGGGAUGAAGGAAGAGAAGUUGGAUGAGUUUGUUGAUAGGGUUAGUAGGGCGGGUGAUGGGCCGAGAUCGAUGUCGAAGAGUUGGAAAAUUUAUUCGUCGGCGCAUCAAAUGGGGAGUUGUAGGAUCGGGAUGAAUGAGAAAGAAGGGGCGGUUGAUGAUAGAGGUGAGACUUGGGAGGCGGAGGGGUUGUUUGUUUGUGAUGCUAGUGUUUUGCCUACGGCGGUUGGUGUUAAUCCGAUGAUCACCAUUGAAGCAACUUCUUAUUGUCUUGCUACAAGGAUUGCAGACUCUCUUAAUUAG